AUGGCGCCGGUCGCUCCUUUCCUCCUCUCGUUGCUCGCAGUCGCUGGUGUCGCCGAGGCUGGGCCUCUCCAGCCUGGCAGACACAUGGCUCCGGCUGUGUACAACAAGGGGCUUGCUGGACACGCUCGACGCGAGUUCCACAAGCUCAUGGCGCGGUACUAUGGUGAUUCCCAGGGGAUGACUAAACCCCCACCUCUUAUCGAGCGUCGAGCCAACAACAUGCCCGCCGACUGGACGUCGAUGGGGUGCAUGAACGAGUCAUGGAACCAGCGGUUGCUCGAGGGGUCCUCCUUCUCGUCAAACAAGAUGACCCCGACGCUGUGCAUGACUCAAUGUCAGAAGCGGGGCUUCCAAUACGCCGGAACACAAUACGUCGACGAAUGCUACUGCGGUAACACCUUUGUCGGAUCGGGCGGUCAGUCUCAGCCAGACGCGGCGUGCAGCAUGGCCUGCAAGGGAGACGCAUCAGAGAAGUGCGGAGCGGCUUGGUUCCUCAACGUCUACAAAUACACUGCCUCGGUCUCCGCCAACUGCACCACCCCUUCCCUCCCCGCCGCCUCGGUGUCCGGAACAGCCACCACUGCCUCCCCCAUCCCCUCCCCCACCAGCACCCUCCCUGCCCAGAACAGCACCGUCCCCGUUCACAACAGUACCGACAGCUCCGAGUGGUACGCCCACGGUUGCGCUGUCGACGCCAAUCCUCGUAUCCUCAACGAGUUCUCCAACACCGCCAUGGCCAACAUGACCGUCGACUCGUGUCUCAAUCUUUGCGAGGAGAAGGGCUUCUCGUUCGCCGGUGUCGAGUACGGAGAGCAGUGCUACUGUGGCUCCAAGCUCCCCGCUAGCAUUAAGUACGCGGAUAUCUGCCAGCUUCCCUGCAAGGGGAAUGCCAAGGAGACGUGCGGCGGAUUUUGGGCGAUGGAGGUGUUUGAGUUGAUGAAGGCUGGUGCGGAUUGCCCGGUUCAGGUCCCCGCGGUGACCAACAUUGGUAACAACAACAUCGUCAUCCCUGCUCCUACCGCUACCGUCUCCCCUGCCCAGACCACACCCCUCAAUCCCGCCAAGACCACCACCUCCUCCAUCGUUGCGCCCGCACCUACCGCUCAGCCCCCUAGCGCCUCCGGGGACCGCCAGGUCUGGGCCCACCACAUGGUCGGAAACACCUACCCGUACACCCAGGCCAACUGGCUCGUCGAUAUUCGCGCUGCAUCCGCACAGGCCAUCGACGGGUUCGCCUUGAACCUCGGACACGAGUCAUGGCAGGUCGACCGCGCCACGGACGCCUACGCUGCCGCGCAAAACUCGGGAACCGGUUUCAAGCUCUUCCUCUCGCUUGACGUCACGUCCCUCGGCUGCUGGUCCGGCGGCGACGCGUCCAAUCUCGUCAGUAUCGUCCAGCGAUUUGCCAACCACCCAAACCAGGCCAAGCACAACGGCAAGGUCCUCGUCUCCACCUUUGCCGGUUCCGACUGCAACUUCGGUACCGGCUCGGGCUCGGGGGCGUGGCAGAGUAUGUUUGUUGAUGCCUUGAAGAACCAGGGGACAAACAUCUUCUUUGUUCCCUCGAUCUUCUCGGACAUCAGCACAUUCAGCGGCAACUCCUGGAUGGACGGCGAGCUCAACUGGAACUCUGCUUGGCCGAUGGGCAACAAUCAGAUCUCCACCGACACGGACAACCGGUACAUGAACGCUCUCGGCUCCAAAGAGUACAUGGCGGCCGUCUCCCCCUUCUUCUUCACCCACUUUGGCGCCGACCUCUGGAACAAGAACUGGCUGUACCGUGCCGAUGACUGGAUGUACUGCGCCCGGUGGGAGCAGCUCAUCGGGAUGCGCGACCGGGUCAAGCAGGUCGAGAUCCUCACCUGGAACGACUACGGAGAGUCAUCGUACAUCGGUCCCAUCCAGGGCGCCCUGCCCGGCUACUCGGGCAAGUGGGUCGACGGCUUCGACCACCAGGGUCUCGCGCCUCUUACCCAGUACUACUCUACCGCGUACAAAACCGGCCAAUACCCAGCCAUCACCAAGGACACCCUCGUCCUCUGGUCCCGUCCCCACGCGCACGACGCCAACGCCAACGACUACAUUGGCAAGCCGACCGGAUGGGACUGGACUACCGACUACGUCUGGGCCGUCGCCCUCACCACGUCCGAUGCGGUCGUCACCUUGACGUCGGGGUCCAAUACCCAGACCUUCAACGUCAAGGCCGGUCUCAACAAGCUCAAGAUUGCCAACUCCCCAGGCGGUAUGAGCGGGAAGAUUACGAGGAAUGGAGGAGAUGUUGCCAGUGCCAGCAUCAACGGCCAGUACACUACAUCACCUUCAUCGUACAACUACAACUACUACGUCGGGUCGAGCUAG
Dioszegia hungarica is the source of this 2358-nucleotide messenger RNA. RefSeq names its product glycosyl hydrolase family 71-domain-containing protein. Lineage: Eukaryota; Fungi; Basidiomycota; Tremellomycetes; Tremellales; Bulleribasidiaceae. The transcript has 4 exons. The coding region runs from base 1 to 2358 and encodes 785 amino acids. Gene Ontology annotation, molecular function: glucan endo-1,3-alpha-glucosidase activity. The record is from RefSeq and is a predicted model, not a curated record.